AUGGAUGAUAUUACGGGAAAGAGCUUCUUGACCACCUCCAACGAGACGUUUCAGGUGCCUGAGGAGACUCCCUCCUUGUUGACAGUGAUCAUAGAAACAGACCCCAUACGAUGGAGGCGUGUGAUAAAGAGAGACAGUUGCAAAGAUCCGUUGAGAAAGGUUAUCAAGGCCUUGAUUGUUCACUUGAAUGCCCACAUUUCGUUGAACAACUCGAAUAAGGUGGCGGUUAUUGCUGCUCACGAAGGCAAGGCUAAAUUUUUGUAUCCUGAUUUUGGUGAUUUCAGCGACAGUGGCAGCAACGGAAGCAAUGGUAUAGCGAAAAAUGGACACAGCAGCAGUCAUCAGUACUUGAAGAACUCGAACAUCUACAGGCAGUUCAAAAUAGUGGACGAGAGUGUGCUAAAAAACUUUGACAAGUUGAUAAAUGAGGAUAUUAGUGCUAAAAACAGUGGCAGUAGUGAAAACAAUGGUACUGCUGAUAACAAUAACAACAAAAAUCAGGGGCAUAAAAAUGUUAUUCCUGGUUCAAUUAGUCUUGCAUUGACAUAUAUUAAUAAAUUGAAAAUGCUUGAUGAUUCGUUAUCAAUCAAAGCGAGAAUAAUAAUCAUGGGAAUUUCAGAUGAUUCAUCAUUACAGUAUAUUCCAUUGAUGAACUGUAUAUUUGCUGCACAAAAGAUGAGGAUUCCGAUUGAUGUUUGUAAGUUUUCUUCAAAAUCAACUUUUUUACAACAGGCCUCGGAUACUACAAACGGGAUAUACUCAUUUAUAAAUGAUAACGAAAUCGACGGGAUAAUUCAAUAUCUAUCUACAACAUUUUUUAUUGAUCCGUCAUUAAGAAAAUAUAUUAUAUUGCCUACUGAUGUGAAUAUUGAUUUCAGGGCGUCGUGUUUUCUCACUGGAGAAGUUGUGGAUAUUGGAUACGUUUGUUCAGUUUGUUUAUGCAUUUUAAGCAGGAUUCCCGAAAACAAUAUCUGUCCAACUUGUGAUUCAAAAUUCGAUUUAAAGAUAUUGAGUAAACUAAGAAGAAAACCUGCAUUUGAUUUAAAUCAAUUUAGGAAGAAAAAAAAAUUAAAUCCCAGUAAUAAUGGAAAUGGUGGAGAUACAAAUGGGACGCCAACUCCAGUCUCCACUCCUUUACCUUCAACUCCAGGAAAUUAA
This is a messenger RNA of Ascoidea rubescens DSM 1968, 1158 nucleotides long. It is a transcript of the gene TFB4, whose product is annotated as TFIIH/NER complex subunit TFB4. The record is from RefSeq and is a predicted model, not a curated record. Gene Ontology annotation, cellular component: transcription factor TFIIH core complex; transcription factor TFIIH holo complex. The coding region runs from base 1 to 1158 and encodes 385 amino acids. Lineage: Eukaryota; Fungi; Ascomycota; Saccharomycetes; Ascoideales; Ascoideaceae. The transcript has a single exon. Gene Ontology annotation, biological process: nucleotide-excision repair; regulation of DNA-templated transcription.